CCAACAGAGAAUGUGCUUCACUUUAUUAUUCCCGACAAAGUCAUGAACUCUCAGCUCAGAAAGGCUCAUCUUUGGGUCCACAUGAAAUACCUCGAGAGUUAUAGAAAGAGUGGUGUUACCGUUCACAUAAAUCAAGUGGUCCAGGGAACUGAAUCCUAUAGAUUGUUACAGAUUUUGGUUAAAAAUAUCAACCUGAGAAAACACCGAGGGCACUGGAUCAAACUUAACAUUCGUAAAGUCGUUUCGCAUUGGAUACACCAUCCUAAAGAAAAUCUUGGGUUGGUUGUUCAAAUUGAUGACAACAUGGGCAACAUCUUUCCUAUUACCAAUUCAUCUGAGAAUGAUGAUGAGUCUCACGUAAGUGUUUUUACGUGCUGUAAGCUCAAUAUAGUAAGUUAGAUCACAA
Messenger RNA from Limulus polyphemus (Atlantic horseshoe crab), 406 nucleotides. RefSeq lists its product as uncharacterized. The record is from RefSeq and is a predicted model, not a curated record. The transcript is spliced from 2 exons. Bases 43 to 399 code for a protein of 118 amino acids. NCBI's taxonomy places the organism in Eukaryota, Metazoa, Arthropoda, Merostomata, Xiphosura, Limulidae.